Molecule: messenger RNA, 1041 nt
Organism: Bacillus rossius redtenbacheri
Lineage: Eukaryota; Metazoa; Arthropoda; Insecta; Phasmatodea; Bacillidae
Product: cuticle protein 21-like
Exons: 2
Coding region: 113-916 (267 amino acids)
Cellular component (GO): extracellular matrix
Source: RefSeq, a predicted model, not a curated record
UUGCAGUUUGCGACCAGAAAGGGUCAGUUCGCUAUAAAAGAGGCGGUCCAGGGUUGCAGAGGGCACUUCAGUCCGACCACUGCAGCCAGACACAGCCGCUGCGACCAGCAAGAUGGCACUCCAGUUUGUGCUCCUGUCCGCCCUCGUGGCCGCCGCCAGCGCCGGCUACCUGGGAGCCCCCGCCGUGGUGGCCCCCGGCGCCCCCGUGGCCGCUAGAGCAUACGGCGCCCCCGCCUUGUCUUACGCCGCCGCUGCACCUGCCUUGUCUUACGCCGCCCCCGCUCUGUCCUACGCCGCACCCGCCGCCUACGCCGCACCUGCCCUUUCCUACGCCGCCGCCCCCGCCGUGGCUAAGGUCGCCGCCGCCAUCGACACCGACUACGACCCUCAUCCCCAGUACAGCUACUCCUACGACAUCCAGGACGCUCUGACCGGCGACUCCAAGAACCAGCAGGAGACCCGCGACGGAGACGUCGUCCAGGGAAGCUACAGCCUCAACGAGCCUGACGGCACCCGCCGCACCGUCGAGUACACCGCCGACCCCGUCAACGGCUUCAACGCCGUCGUGCACAAGACGCCCCUGGCCGUUGGCCCCGCCGUCGCCAAGGUCGCUGCCCCCGUAGCAAUCGCUGCUCCCGCAAUCGCAGCUGCACCGGCUUUGUCCUACGCCGCCCCCGCGGCAUAUGCCGCCCGAGCAUACGCCGCCCCCGCCAUCGCUGCCGCUCCUGCCUUGUCUUACGCCGCCCCCGCUGCAUACGCCGCCCCCGCCCUGUCUUACGCCGCCCCCGCUGCAUACGCCGCCCCCGCCCUGUCUUACGCCGCUCCCGCUGCAUAUGCCGCCCGAGCGUACGCCGCCCCCGCCCUAGCGUACGGAGGCGGUCUUGGAUAUGGAUCACAUUCCAAGAUCAUUGGCUGAGUGAACCUACAGCCUACAGUUCACACCGCAUCCUCACGUCACUUCCAUCACUUCAGACUGACCUCAUCGUGCUCAUUAUGUAUGCAUACUCUGGCCAUAUAACCAAUAAACGCUUAAAAACCUAA